AUGCCUGGUUUCAACCUUUUGACCAAUGUGGACAUCGGAAGGUGCAUGCGAGUUUGUUAUAAGUUUAGUUUGUGUCAAUCGGUGGACUGGACACGAGAAAAAAAGACAUGCUGGCUAAACACAAGAUAUUCGAACAAGAAUGUCAGUAACUUGAGAACUGAAAACCGCCUCAUUCAUAUUGACCGGGAGAAUUUUCCAGAGCACAUGACCGGAACUUGUCUAAACCAUACCUGUUCUGAAGAUUCUUUCUGUGCUCGUGAUGGUAACUGUGUAACUGUUUUAAAAGAACAAAGAUACAAGGAUUGUGAGGAGAUCAUGAAAAAAGACCCCAGCAAGAAAGGACAAGAUGGAGUGUAUGUUAUUUACCUUGACUCCUGGAAAGAAGUUUUCUGUGACAUGACGAUAGAUGGAGGAGGGUGGACGGUCAUUCAGAAACGAGAAGAUGAUGACGUUGAUUUUUAUAGGACAUGGAACGAGUAUAAACAUGGAUUUGGGAAUGCCUCUAAAAAUUACUGGAUAGGGAAUGAUGCAAUCCAUGCUUUAACCAAAGAUCAGGACCAGGAACUGCGAGUAGAUCUCAAGAGAUUUAAUGGGGACACAGCGUAUGCUGAAUAUUCCAUCUUUUAUAUCGGAAACGAGGCUGAUAAAUACCGACUCACAGUAUCCGGGUACAACGGAACAGCAGGUGACAGUUUGGAUCCUCAUAAUGGUAUGAGAUUCAGCACGAAAGACCAGGAUAAUGAUAUAGUUAGAUAUAGCUGUGCUAAUUCACAUCACGGUGCCUGGUGGUACUUUGCCUGUACCAACUCAAACCUUAACGGAGAGUAUGCACAGUCUGAAGUGACUAGUUAUAAAUGUCCGUAUUGGUAUCGCUGGACGAAUGGAUAUAAAGCACUACAAAGGACUCUUAUGAUGAUAAGACGCAAACGCACAAGUUGA
This is a messenger RNA of Saccostrea echinata, 939 nucleotides long. RefSeq names its product fibrinogen-like protein A. The record is from RefSeq and is a predicted model, not a curated record. The transcript is spliced from 6 exons. NCBI's taxonomy places the organism in Eukaryota, Metazoa, Mollusca, Bivalvia, Ostreida, Ostreidae. Bases 1 to 939 code for a protein of 312 amino acids.